This is a messenger RNA of Metarhizium album ARSEF 1941, 2961 nucleotides long. Its product is annotated as Tetratricopeptide-like helical. Lineage: Eukaryota; Fungi; Ascomycota; Sordariomycetes; Hypocreales; Clavicipitaceae. The transcript has a single exon. The record is from RefSeq and is a predicted model, not a curated record. Gene Ontology annotation, molecular function: protein binding. The coding region runs from base 1 to 2961 and encodes 986 amino acids.
AUGCCGUCUACUGCCCCCGACUCUCCACAAGACUCUGUCAAAGCGAACCACAAAGGAAACCCCGCGAUUCUUGCAGAUUUUCUCAGUAGACCGGAAGAGAAGAAUUUCCAUGACGUAUGGGAUAUAUAUUGCAGAUUGGAUCGAAGCCAGAAGCCAGAAUUCUGUGCUCGGGUUGUCAUAUAUUUGUCUGCCUCCAAUGGCUCUGUAGACACGAGCCGAGCCAUCUCGAUCCUUCGACAGAUACCCAUGGAUAAAUGGGAUAAGAAGCUGCAAGCUGCUGUUGUGGUAUUACGUCUGCGUUCCGGCGAUGGGACCGCCGCGAUCGACGCAUUCAAUACAGGACUUGCGACAAGGUCCUGCGGAGCAGGAUUCAAAUCUAUCCUGGAAUAUGCUAUUAUCAACAAGGAGUGGCCGACAGCGCUGAAGGUGUGGCUGGACUACACUUCACAUCUCACGAGAAGUAAUGCGGGGACCUCACCUAUGUGCGCUGACGUACCGGUGCUGAAAUUUGUCCCUGACUUAGCUAAACUCUACCUUUCCUUCGAACAUUAUUUGGAAGUCGAAGCAUCUGGACCCGUCAAAGCUAUCAAUCUAUAUGAGAACACACGUCAUGGACUUCGGGCGCUCCGUCGUUGGUUAGCACAGCAAGCUUUGCGGCAGCCAUGUUCGCCUCAACAGGCAAAGACAAUUCUUCAGAUAUGGAACGACGAAAGGCUGUAUAAGAAAUAUCUCUUGCGAAUGCUAAGGCGGUGGAACGAUGGGCUUGAAACCCGAGCUAGCCUCGCAGCACUCCCUGAAAUUUAUCAGCAGUACCGCGCCAUGGACCACGCAAAACCGCCGCAUUCGUUACUGCGGCAAAUGUUCAAAUUUUAUCAUCCUUCGGAUGCGGCCGGCUUGGCGCAAAUAUAUGCCGACUGGCACAAAGCCUGGGGUGAUCUUGACCAGUGGGGCUAUGAGAGGUUUAUGCAAUUUUAUUCCACCACGGGACACGUCCCAGCCGUCAAAGAUCUAUGGGCAAGAUACAGGAAACUCCUACCGGAAGCUGCGAAGACACCCCAAGCUUUUCGAGCUGUGAUGAACGUUUACGCAGAGAUUGGCGAUGUUGAGGGAGCCGAGCGCGAGCUUCGAGUCAUGACGGAGAGGCACGGGGUGAGGCCUGAUAUCAGUACCUGGAACACGCUUCUCAAAUGCUAUUCAAAAACGGACGAUCACGCCCGUGUCUUUCAAUGCUUUGAGGAGAUCAAGAGGUUGGACCAGCCCGAUUCAUCCACCUAUGCACAAGUCAUGACAACGGCGGCCAAGAAAGGAGAUCUUGCAACUACACUAGAUUUCUAUAACCAGUCCCAAAAGGCCGGUGUCAGGAUUUCGAAGGAGAUGGCCAUGGCCUUGGUAAUGGUUUACUGUCACAACGAGCGCUUGGUGGACGCGGAGAAAAUUUGCACCGAGUUUGCCGAGCGCAACGUGACCAGCACAGCCGUCUGGAACCAACUGAUAUACUUCAAUGGCUUGCAAGGCAAACUAAACGAGUGCUACAGUAUUUUGCAGUCGAUGACAAAGUAUGGUGUACAGUGGGAUCACCAAACUCACGAGUAUCUUCUACGGGCUCUAGGCCACGCCAAUCAAGUCCAGCAGGCAUAUCGACUCCUUCAAAAUGCUCGCGGCAACGGCCUCCUACCCGUCGGCUCAGAGCAUUUCGCGGCAGUCAUGACUGGUGCCGUCCGCACAGGUCAACUGGAUCUUGCAGAGGCAGUUACAACGCACAUGCGGUCUGCCGGCUUUUUUGUGCCUUUCAAUGCGCACGUGUCUCUUGUCGAAGCCGCAAUCCGUCAAAAUCCGUCAUCACACAACACGAGAGUAUUGGCUCAAGGUCUCGUAGGGCACCUGAACAACAUGCUCCAACGCACGAGAUUCCCGGUACCAGAGGGAGGCCCAGACGUACUGUCAGGGGAUACUUCACCGGGGCUUGUUGAGUUGAAGAAGCAAACCAAUGAAAUUGGGCGAGCAAUCGCGCUACUCGUGGAAAUAAGGGAAUUCUUGGCCAUUGAGCAGCUGGUGACGGCAUACCUCGACGUAUUUCCCGAAUACAAGGCGGCCAAGUAUUUUCCGCCCGAAAUUGCCUCUGCUUUGAUGCUGGGCUAUCUUAAGGAGGGAAAACAUGACAAAGUUCAUGAUAUGUGGCGGCAUACCCUGGAUGCCGUGCUCGCCAGCGGCAUGACUUCCGGGGGCACCAUCUACCCUGCCAGUCAGUACGAUCUUGCACGGCCGCUCAAUGUCGUUGCCAAGGCGUACCGAGAAGCCAACGACGGUCCAGGGCUUCUCAACACAGUUGAACAACUCACCAAUGUCGGCUUCAAACUUACAAGAGCAAACUGGAACAUGUGCAUCCGCUAUCUCGCCGAAUUGGGCCACUGGGAACGCGCAAUGGACUGGUGUGAGGAUUGGCUCAUGAGCCGCUGGCGAGGAUGGACGCCCGCCGCCACGUCCCUCGAAGAACGGCGCGAAAUGAAAAACACUCGAGUCCUCGCGGCCUCCAGAGCCACCGUCUUCAGCCUCCAAAAGGAAUGGCUCAAACUUCGCAAACUCGCCGCCUGGUCCGGCGACAUAUCUUCCAAGCUCAAAGACAUCGAGUACCGUCACCCCAUGCUCUACCACGCCUUUAUCACCACAGACUACGAGCAUCUUCCCGCCGCGUGGGUCCAUCCCAGGAAGGAGAGCAUGACAAAGGCGAUGAAGAAGAUGCUGAGGCCGCUGACCCAUGAUGAACUGAAAGCAAUGAGGAAGGCUCUCGAAAAGCAGCUGCGGCUGGAAAGGCAAAGAAAGACGCGAAAGGCGGUGCGUCCGCCGUUUCGUGUUGUUCCAGGACAGUCAAGGACGCAUGGCGAGGGUUUGCCAAGAGCCUUCAAGACCGGCGGUUGGAAGAAUUUGGAUGCCGUGUUGAACAAGGGGCUCGCGGCCACCUGA